GCCUCCACAAGAUUGAAAUCGCGAAAAUCAAACCCCACCACACACACUCCCGAGUCCCCAACUGCAAACAAUCGCACCAGAAAUACAUUUUCGGAGCGCAAGCAUCUGCCACUUUACAAGUAAACUAUCCUACUUCACGAACUCAAACACACAGUCAAGAUGCCGCCAAAUAAGUGGGAAGACGAGGAGGACGAAGAGUCAACCCCCCCAUCCUCCCCUCCAACCAAGCCGAUCGCAUCCACUAGACGCGUCUUCGAUGACGAAGAAGGAGAGGACAGCGAUGUACUAGAUGCAUGGGACGAAGCAGAAGACUCGGAAGUUGAGCGAGAGAAAGCCAAAGCUGCUGCAGAACGACAAGCCAAAGCUGAUGCCGAAGCGGCGGCAAACAAGAAGAGCAAGGCUCAGCGCAUCGCAGAACAGAAGGCCGAGCGAGCAAGAAGGUUGGCAGAAGACAGUGAUGAGAGCAGCGAAGAAGAUGAAGCAGCUAAGCGGGAGCGACUUCGUCGCACUGAGCAGGAGUCCGAUCUGAAGCACGCUGAGGAUCUCUUUGGCAACAUCGGCAUUAGCAACUCUCGCAAAGUCACCACUGCCGCAAACGCAGUCCAAGUUGACGCCAAGGACCCAACAUCCACUGUCGACCUGACGGCUCUUCCUCUUUUUGACCCCAAGACAAAAACGCAGUUUGAGAAGCUUCGCGACACUCUUAUCCCCGUCAUUUCCAACAACUCCAAGAAAGCCCACUACGCCAUCUUCCUGCAAGAGUUUACCAAGCAGCUCGCCAAGGACCUCCCUAGUGAUCAGAUCAAGAAAAUUGCUAGCACUUUGACAACGUUGAGUAAUGAGAAGAUGAAGGAGGAGAAGGCAGCCGAAAAAGGUGGAAAGAAGAGCAAGGCUCAGAAGACAAAGGUUGCACUGGUUGCCAACAGGAACGUUUCAACCGGAGCCGAUGUCAACGCCUACGAUGACGAUUUUGGAGAUGAUGACUUUAUGUGAAAUUGCCCAACGAUCUACCGCAGUAUUCUGCUCCUACCUCCUUCCAGCACGAUCCCAAUAGCAGCGCCAACUCCGUCGGCCUUCAUUGAUACCCGGCCACAACCAAAGGAAACUCGAUAAGUGGCAAGUCCGAACCCAGAGGAUCUCCUUGCAGGCAGCUUCCCGCCAGGACCGGAUGGCAGUUUAGCACGAUUUGGGGAGGCAGACCUAGGGAAGUCGAGGUGUGGAGAUUUUUCCUUUCUUAAUAGACUGCAUUCAAAUGCGAUGCGUAGAAUGCGUGCUCUUGUUUUUACCAUGGAGAGAUUUGCUUUGAGCUCUAGUUUGACACGAGGGAGGCACAGUCGUUCGGUCUAGAAAAUAAAGUCAA
This is a messenger RNA of Hyaloscypha bicolor E, 1360 nucleotides long. RefSeq names its product translation initiation factor eIF3 subunit. The transcript is spliced from 3 exons. Gene Ontology annotation, cellular component: cytoplasm; eukaryotic translation initiation factor 3 complex. The coding region runs from base 160 to 993 and encodes 277 amino acids. The record is from RefSeq and is a predicted model, not a curated record. Gene Ontology annotation, molecular function: translation initiation factor activity. Lineage: Eukaryota; Fungi; Ascomycota; Leotiomycetes; Helotiales; Hyaloscyphaceae.